Nerophis ophidion (straightnose pipefish) is the source of this 3241-nucleotide messenger RNA. RefSeq names its product gastrula zinc finger protein XlCGF57.1-like. Gene Ontology annotation, biological process: regulation of transcription by RNA polymerase II. The coding region runs from base 339 to 2084 and encodes 581 amino acids. The record is from RefSeq and is a predicted model, not a curated record. Gene Ontology annotation, molecular function: RNA polymerase II cis-regulatory region sequence-specific DNA binding; DNA-binding transcription activator activity, RNA polymerase II-specific. The transcript has 2 exons. Lineage: Eukaryota; Metazoa; Chordata; Actinopteri; Syngnathiformes; Syngnathidae. Gene Ontology annotation, cellular component: nucleus.
UAGCCAUCGCGCAUGCGUGGACUGACUGUGUCUUCCUGAACAGAUCGCGUAGAGACACAUAACAAAGCAGUAUGGUCUUUCAACAUGCGUUAAUAUUUCAUUUUUUUAAGUGUGCACUAAUUCGUCUAUCGUGCGACAAUCCACACUUUGUCAAUUCUUUGUUUAAAGAUAAACCCGACUUUGCUCUGUGGACUUUGAAGCUUGUCAGGCUAGCUUAGCUUAGCUUAGCUUGCCAGUUAGCUUAGCUUGCUAACUGCUAAAAAAAUAGACGCGGAAGUUAUCAACAAAAUCGCUCAGCAGAGUCCAAAGUGAGUGGGAAGUGUUGGGAUUUUGUGAAAAUGUGCGAAAGAACGAUAGCAAAGUACGAAGAGGCGCUUUCUCUAACAAAGGAGGAGAACGAGCGGCAACGUCAACUGGAUGUUGUUUUCCAGAAACAUCAAGUUUUGAUGCGCAGAACAGACGUCCAGCAGCUGAUUUUUCAACAAGAAGAACCUGUCUCUCUGUUGCUAGAGGUGAACUCCCCUUUGAAGCAGGAGGAACCACAACCCUCCCGCCUUAAAGAGGAAGAGGAGGAAUUCUGGAUCUCCCAGGAGCAAGCUUGUCUUCUUGGGCAGGAGGAGGCUGAUCUCACCAAGUUUCCACUGAUUGUCGUUUCUGUUAAGACUGAAGACCAUGUAGACAAACCACCUGAGUCCUCACAGCUUCAUCACAAUCCAAGUGAGGAGAAGAGAGAGGUGGAGCCUGCAAGCAGCAGCUCAUCACAACACAUGACAACAGAAGAUGAUGGAGACCACUGUGAAAAAUCACAAGCUGAGAACCUCUUUGCUCCACUAUCUGAUAGUGACGACUCAACGUCAUACGUUAAUGUAAAUAUGGAAUCACACAUGAAAACACACACAGGGAAAAAACCUUUCAGUUGUUCCGUUUGCGGUAAGAUAUUCUCCUUAAAAUGUAAUCUGCAGAUACAUAUACAAACACACACACGAAAAAAAACUUUAAUUUGUUCAGUUUGUGCAAAAAGCUUUGUGAGGAAUUCUGAUAUGACUAAACACAUGCGGACACACAUCGGUGGAAAACAUUUAUUUAGCUCGAACUGUGGCAAAAGGUUUUCUCAGUGGAGAAGGAUGCUGUCACAUAUGAAAACACAUACAGGUGAAAAACCUUUCAGUUGUUCAGUUUGCGGUAAAAUAUUCUCUGAUAAAAGUAAUAUGCAAAGACACAUGAGAACGCAUACAGGAGAAAAACCUUUCAUUUGUUCAGUUUGCGGUAAAAUAUUCUCUGAUAAAAGUAACAUGCAAAGACACAUGAGAACACAUACAGGAGAAAAACCUUUCAGUUGUUCAGUUUGUGCUAAAGGGUUUGUUACAAACUCUGAUUUGACUCGACACAUGCGGAGCCACACCGGAGAAAAACCUUUCAUUUGCUCAAACUGUGGCAAAAAGUUUUCUCAAAGGGGAAUGAUGCUGUCACAUAUGAGAACACACACAGGAGAAAAACCUUUCAGUUGUUCAGUAUGUCGUAAAAGGUUUACUGGAAAGGGAAUGAUGCUGUCACACAUGCGGACACACACGGGAGAAAAACCUUUCAGUUGCCGAAACUGUGGCAAAAGUUUUUCUCGGAGGGGAACAAUGCUGUCACACAUGAGAACACACACAGGAGAAAAACCUUUCAGUUGUUCAGUUUGUGGUAAAAGAUACUCUGAUAAACGCAAAAUGCAAAGACACAUGAAAACACAUACAGGAGAAAAACCUUUCAUUUGUUCAGUUUGUGCCAAAGGCUUUGUUACAAACUCUAAUUUGUUUAGACACAUGCGGACACACACCGGAGAAAAACCUUUCAUUUGCCCAAACUGUGGCAAAAACUUUGCUCAAAAGGGAACAAUGCUGUCGCACAUGAGAACACACACAGGAGAAAAACCUUGCAGUUGUUCAGUGUGCGGUAAAAUAUUAUCUCACAAACGUAAUAUGCAAAGACACAUGGGGACACACACAGGGAAAAAACCUUUCAAUUGUUCAGUGUGUGGUAAAAGAUACUCUGAUAAACGCAGUAUGCAAAUACACAUGAGAACACACACAGGAGAAUAACUUCCUUUUUGGAAGUUUUCUUUGAAUGGACUCCUGCAGAGUCACUAAUGGUCUACUGCAGUUCUUCUCUAAAGUCUGGACUUUAUUCCAGAUUUGGACCAUACGUCUUUUUGGACACUGUGGGGAACCAGCCAGCCCACCUUUUUGUUAUAAAUUACAAAACACUGUCUAUCUUAUAGGUACUUGUUAAAACUAAAUAAAUGUUUGCCAAAGUACAAUGUUUUUAUUUGAGGCGAACCAAAGUUUUUUUCCCCGUAUUAUCUGAAACAAGAACACAUAUGUUUUCCUUAUUUUAUGCAUUCUAACUUUAAAAAAAAAUGUGAGUGUAUAUGUAAUGUAGUAACAGUCACAAUCAUAAUAACAUGUCAUAUUUAUCUUUUUUGGACGUUUUAAUCAUUACAGGAACAUUUUGGUGUCGCAUUAACUUCACAGAUGCAUCACAAUCUUUGCUAUUUCCUUUAACAAUAACUACUACUAAUCUUCAUGAGAGCCAACAAAGACUAUUUUGGGACAAAUGAGGAUCUACAGCAGAUCUCUGAGCAAAAUACAGCCCACUGGCCGCAAACAGCUCAUUAAGAUUUUCAAUCUGGCUCGCCGGACUUAACCAAUAUUUAUUUUUACCUUUAACAUCGAAACUGUGGUCGCCAUUAUGAUGUGCAAUGCUGUUUUCAAAAUACCGUCAGUCUUGAACUAUACAAAGUAUUUCAAGGGUUGGAAUCUGCACUUUUGCAUGAUUUACAAUCUAUUACGGUAAUACACAUCACAGGAGCUCAGACUCUGCAUCAAGCAGUGAGGGCCGGGUUUGUAUACAUUUAGUGUUUCCAGAGCGGCCAGCUUGAAUGACGGAUGUUAGGAACAGAUGCAUAAGCGGAUUUUUCCAACAAAGUUCUGCUGAAAAGUGAUAUUACAUUUGAAUGUAAGUAGGGGUUUUUUACCCUUUGCGUUCACAUUUCAGUGUAUGUUGCAUUUUUGUUGUGUUUUGCUCUAUUGUAAAAUAUGUCCAUCGAGGAGGUGGUGUGAGAAGUAAAAAAGGAGUGACGUUUGUAUGUUGUUAAUAGUCAGUGUUUUAUCCUUUAUAGUUAAUAUUGUAAAUCCCACAUUCUUUAUUUUCAUGUACAUUCCGAAUGUCUCAUUCAGUAAAAACUAUUUUUAUUCCA